AUGUCAGACUCAGCAGCAGCAACAGCUGCUGCUGCUGCAGCACCAGCUGCAGCAGCAACAACACCUUCCUCUUCAGGGGCCCCCACGGGGGCCCCUGAAGGUAUGGGCACUGUAGAUCUUCUUAAUACAUCUCAGCGUUUGUAUAGCAGCAGCAGCGGCUGCAGUGCUACUGGUGCAGCAGGAGCAGCAGGAGCAGCAGGAGCAGGAGCAGGAGCAGCAGCAGCAGGAGGUGUUUCUUCUGGUUCAGGUAGCCCUCCCCCCCCAAGCAGCAGCAGCAGCAGCAGCAGCAGCAGCAGCAGCAGCAGCUUUCAUAUGAGUAGUUUGGACAGACAAAUAGAGCAGCUGAGGAGGUGCGAGUGUAUAACAGAAAAAGAAGUAAAAGCGCUGUGCGCAAAAGCAAAAGAAAUACUAAUUGAAGAGAGCAAUGUAGAGAGAGUUGAUGUACCUGUUACAUUCUACGACUUGUUAGAACUGUUUCGCGUCGGCAGCUUCUUGCCGGAGACAAAUUAUUUAUUCUUAGGGGACUUUGUAGACAGAGGAUACUUCUCUGUAGAGACAUUUUUGCUGCUGCUGGCUUUAAAAGUCCGAUAUCCUGAUCGCAUUACUCUUAUUAGAGGCAAUCAUGAGAGCAGACAAAUUACUCAAUUCUACGACUUGUUAGAACUGUUUCGCGUCGGCAGCUUCUUGCCGGAGACAAAUUAUUUAUUCUUAGGGGACUUUGUAGACAGAGGAUACUUCUCUGUAGAGACAUUUUUGCUGCUGCUGGCUUUAAAAGUCCGAUAUCCUGAUCGCAUUACUCUUAUUAGAGGCAAUCAUGAGAGCAGACAAAUUACUCAAGUGUACGGUUUUUAUGACGAGUGUUUGAGGAAGUACGGGAGCAGCAGCGUGUGGCGGUACUGCACAGAAGUGUUUGAUUAUUUAGCGUUAGCAGCAAUUAUCGACGACCAGCUCUUUGCUCUUCACGGAGGGCUGUCUCCUGCUAUCUCGAGUAUUGAUGAAAUCCGCUCUAUCGAUAGAAAACAGGAAGUCCCUCAUGAAGGCCCCAUGUGCGACCUCCUCUGGAAGAUGAAGGGGUGGGGAUACAGCCCACGCGGUGCCGGUUAUCUCUUUGGUUCGGACAUAGUUAAGACAUUCUGUCAUACAAACAACGUGGAGAUUAUCGCCAGGGCCCAUCAACUUGUGAUGGACGGGUACAAGUGGUGGUUUGAUAAGAGACUCGUCACUGAGCGACGCGGCAUCCCCUCAAAGAAGCCGCCCCCAGAUUAUUUCUUGUGA
Messenger RNA from Eimeria acervulina, 1275 nucleotides. Its product is annotated as serine/threonine protein phosphatase, putative. The record is from RefSeq and is a predicted model, not a curated record. Gene Ontology annotation, biological process: peptidyl-serine dephosphorylation; double-strand break repair via homologous recombination. Bases 1 to 1275 code for a protein of 424 amino acids. Gene Ontology annotation, molecular function: protein serine/threonine phosphatase activity. Gene Ontology annotation, cellular component: nucleus; cytoplasm. Lineage: Eukaryota; Apicomplexa; Conoidasida; Eucoccidiorida; Eimeriidae. The transcript has 9 exons.